AAGCAGGCAUGCCAAAGAAAAGCGUGGAAAGAAGGUACAAGAAAUUAUAUUAGGUGAUGCUAAUUUUUGGCUAUCCAUUAUUAGUUUCUUGAAAAGUGUUACUCCACUUGUGAAAGUCUUGAGACUUGUUGAUGGAGAUGAUAAACCGGCGAUGGGAUACAUUUAUAAGGCUAUCGACAGGGCAAAAAAACAAAUUCAAGUCAAUUUCAAGAACGUGAGAAGUAGGUAUGUUGUUUACACGGACAUUAUUGAUUUGAGGUGGAACACACAACUUCAUGGACCUCUUCAUGCGGCUGGAUAUUUUCUUAAUCCCAGAUACCAUUAUUCUUCUGAUUUUAAUGCCACCUUUGAUAUAAAAAAAGGGUUUUAUGAUGUCGUUACAAGAAUGUGCUCGUCCGCAGAGGAAAGGAGAAAUAUUGAUAAACAAGUAGAGUUGUUUACUAUGGCCAAGGAUACUAGAGAUAGAAAACACCCUGGUAUUUGUUUACUGACUUGUAAUGUUAGAUUAGUACUUAUGUUUUUCUUUUGUACUUCCAUGUAAUUGUGUUAUACUCAACUACUUACAUUUUCUUUUAUCCAAGCUUUAUGGUGAAACUCAUACGAAGAUUCAGCUCCCGAACUCCAAAGGGUUGUUGUUCAUGUUCUAAGUGCCACAUGUAGUGAUACUGGAUGCGAGAGAAAUUGGAGUGUAUUCGAGCAGGUACAUACAAAGAGAAGGAAUCGAUUGUCGCAACAAAGACUGAAUGCACUUGUCUAUGUCAAGUACA
Molecule: messenger RNA, 767 nt
Organism: Papaver somniferum (opium poppy)
Lineage: Eukaryota; Viridiplantae; Streptophyta; Magnoliopsida; Ranunculales; Papaveraceae
Exons: 2
Coding region: 152-541 (129 amino acids)
Source: RefSeq, a predicted model, not a curated record